CAGACAAUUACAGACUUUAUUGCUUACAGCUGUAUACAGGGUCGAAGUUUCGUUUUCAGGCGAAAAAAUCAGAAAUAUUUUCAUCCUACUUUUUGGAUUACUUUUUUGUAUUUUUUAAAAAUUAAUCAGUAUUAUAAGGACUGUUGAAGUAUAUUACAGUCGAAUAUUCGUAUUUCUGAUCAAUGGACAACAUUUAACAAUUGUUUUUAAAUCCAAACGGAAACGUGUUGGUAAAAUGUGCAUGUGGUUUUAACCGGAGACUGGAGAACGUCUUUGUUUAUUUGUUUUAAGUUUUUAAAAACAGGCUCGCUCACACAAUGGCGGAUGGAGCUGUCUUUGGAUCGGGUCUAAACUCAAGUUGUCUGACCUCGCGAGUAAAGAAAGUCAACAACAAUAGUAUGCCAAUACCAGCGAACAUGCGAAGAAAGACUCGACAGAGUAACAGGAGGGACAUUCAUAACCGGGUUGUCUUGGAGAAAGUUUUAGGAAUCACUGCUUCAAACAGUAGCGCUUUAACCUGUGACCCCAACUCUGGUUUAGUGGCAUAUCCUGCAGGUUGUGUCAUUGUUAUCCUGAACCCCAAGAAAAACAAGCAGACUCACAUAUUCAAUGCAUCCAGGAAAACAUUCAGUGCAUUGGCUUUCUCGCAGAAUGGAAAAUAUUUGGUCACUGGUGAGAGCGGGCACAUGCCCUGUGUUCGGGUUUGGGACGUGGCAGAGCGGACACAGGUUGCAGAGGUCCAGUGCCAUAAGUAUGGUGUGGCAUGUGUAUCUUUCUCCCCCAGCGGAAGCUAUAUUGUGUCUGUGGGAUACCAACAUGACAGGACCGUCAGCGUCUGGGAGUGGAAGAAAGGAACUGUUAUUGCAUCCAAUAAGGUGUCCAGUCGAGUGGUUGCAGUCUCAUUCUCUGAGGACAAUAGCUACUUUGUAACUGCAGGGAGCAGACAUGUCAGGUUCUGGUACCUUGAUGCCUCAAAGGAGAGAAGGGUGAACAGCACAGUACCUUUGAUUGGUCGCUCGGGGUUGCUAGGGGAACAUCAGAACAGUCAGUUCUGCGGUUUGUCUUGUGGCCGUGGCUCAAUGGCCAGCAGCACAUACUGCAUCACACAAACCGGUCUGCUGUGUCAGUUCAACAGCAACAGACAGCUAGAUUCCUGGGUUGAUCUAAAGAUGACAUCAGCUCAGUGCUUGUCGGUGAGCGAGACGUUUAUUUUUUGUGGAUGUGCAGAUGGUACGGUUCGUGUGUUCAGCCCACAAGAUCUGCGUUACAUCACCACUCUACACCGGCCCCACUGUUUAGGUGUGGAUGUGUCACAGGGAACUCAGCCGGGGCAUUUGUUUGGUGCACACCCAGAAGCUCAGUAUCCGGAUACCCUGGCUUUAGCAUUUGACCCUGUGACCAAGUACUUGACGUGUGUGUAUAAUGACCACAGUGUGUAUGUAUGGGAUGUGCAGGACGUUCAAAACAUCGGAAAGGUUUACUCUGCUCUGUACCACAGUGGGUGUGUCUGGAGUGUGGAGACCUACCCUGAGCCAGAGGACUCGUCAGUGGCGUGUUUAUCUCCUGGUUCUUUCCUCACCUGUUCUUCAGAUAACACCAUUCGCCUGUGGAAUAGUGAGUCUCAGAAGAGUCACAGCCUUCGCCACAACCUUUACAGUCAGGACCUCGUGAGGAUUGUGUAUGUGGAUGAAGACACACAGUUCCUCAAAGCUGAGGCUGAAAAAGCAGAGGGUGGCAGCCAGGAUGGGAAAUCUGGGAUCAGAGUGUUGGGCAUCAGUCCAGAUGGGCAACAUCUGGCUGCUGGAGACCGCAGUGGAAACCUGAGAAUCUUUGGUUUGCAGUUCUUGGAUGAGCUUCUGAAAAUUGAGGCCCAUGAUUCGGAGGUCUUUUGUCUUGCCUUCUCCCCUAAUGAGACUGUCUUGCAUCUCUUGGCCUCAGCGAGUCGUGAUCGGCUCAUUCAUAUCUUUGACAUGGAGAGGAACUACAACUUGGUACAGACAGUUUACGACCAUUCAGCCUCCAUCACCGCUAUCAAGUUCACAGGGACGAGUUCAGAGGUUUGUAUGGUCAGCUGUGGUGCCGACAAGAGCAUCUACUUUCGAUCUGCAGAGAAGACCUCGGAGGGAUUGAACUUCUCACGAUCCCAUCAUAUAGUGGAGAAGACGACUCUGUAUGAUAUGGACCUGGAUGCCACACGCACACACACUGCCAUCGCAUGCCAGGAUCGUAACAUUAGAGUGUACAAUGUGAGAAGUGGCAAGAUGAAGAAAUGUUUCAAGGGCUCCCUCAAUGAUGACGGUACACUGCUCAAGGUCCAGUUGGAUCCCUCUGGGAUGUUUCUUGCCACCAGUUGUUCUGACAAAAAUAUCUGUAUCUUUGACUAUGAGUCAGGAGAAUGUGUGGCCACUUUAUUUGGACAUUCAGAAAUAGUUACUGGUAUGAAGUUCAGUCAGGACUGCAGGCAUCUUAUCACUGUAUCUGGUGACAGCUGUGUUUUUGUGUGGCGGCUGGACUCUCAGAUGACCAACUCUAUGAGGAAGAAGCUGGCAGAGAAGAAGCAGAAAGCAGGUCUGAGGGUUCAAAGGGCCCCCAGCAAACAGCAAGCCAUAAGGAGAGAGACGUACAUCGCUGCGCCCUGUAGUGUGCUGCCUCACAUGGAUGAGGAAGAGCACCACCUGAUACCUGAAGAGACUAAAGAUGUUGGGGAGGAUUGCAGAACUCCAGACAGACUCGACUCCACUGAUGACUCUCUGGAUGCUGUGGUGCUCCAAACCAAUGGCAAGAUGCCCAUGUGGGUCCGCAGACUGGGUGGAGGAUGCCAAAAUGAUGGAGGUGGCAGAGCUCAGUACCAGCCGCAGGGGCGCUGGGCAGUGCAGUCUGACCCAUUAGCCAUCCGUACAGUCUUGGAGAUGAAGAGCAUGCAGCUGCCCCUCUCUCACACCCCCAGCAGAGAUAUGGACGACGAAGAGUUUGAGGAAGACUCUCGCUUCCACCCGCAGAGUUUGGACAGCCUGCUGGUUGAAGACGUCGAUGAUGAUGAUGAUGAUCUAGAGGAGGAUAAGAUUUGCAGUGCCUCCAGAGAUGGGUUUAGCUCUUCGCUCCAAGGAGCAGAUUUUCUGCAACUCCCACAGGGAGAGGAGAAUUUCGGUCCUGAACUCAGCUCACCAGAGAAGACUGGCUACAUUUUGUACCCUGCAAACAGUACUGCCCUGUCCACUGGAGAAGGAGAGUUCGACGUUAAAGCUUUGUGUGAGGAGGCAGCUGGCGACCCUGAGGAAGAGGAGCUAAGCCCAGACAGCGCUUGUUCAGCCGAGAGCCCAGCCUCUCAUAGCGAUCAGCCUCAUGACCAGGACACAGACUCACUGAGUCAGGUGAGCUCAACAGGAAGCUCAGGUGUUGAAGAGGAUGAAGAAGAAUCUGGAACGCUGCUUCGCCAACACUUCGACACUCUGGGUGUGGCCACUAAUGAAAAGUUCAUCAAUGACCUGAGCAGCCUGCAGCCCAAUACAGAGUGUAAUUUCCUCAAUCCACGUCUUAGUAUCUCCACACGCUUCCUCUCGCGAUUUCAGAGCCGCUUCCGCACUACAGGGACUGGUAGCAGUGUUGUUUGCCGGCCUGCAGCCUGCCUUCCCAGUAUACCAGAUGAAUCUAGUGAUAGCAGUCAAAUCCUGGACAGCAUGAUGGAUAAAUCCAAGCUUCUUCCAAAUAAUGGCGACACCAAUGAAAGCAUUAAGGAAGAGAACAAGAGCGUUAACAAGAAACGUUCCUCAAUGCCUGGUCGGAAAUCUUGCAACAGCUUAACUAUGUUACGCUGGAAAAACGCUUUGGGAGAAAUCACAAACAAGACCCUUCAAUCUAAAGGCUCUAAUGCUGUCAGCACUACAAGCACCCUCACCACCAGAUCAGUCAGCAACUCAAGUGAUGCAUCUGUUGCACGUUCCCGCCAAAGCUACAUGGGCCCCACCGCCAGCUCACGUGCCAAGAUGUCACGAAGCAACUCUAUGGAGAAUUUAAAUGUGUGUGCUCCCGAGGAGACCCAUCUUGUGAAAGAGACUGAUCAAGACACCCAAUCCUCAACUCUGGAGCCCAGUGUAGAGCAAUGUAAAGAGAAUAUGCCCCCAAAUUCAUCCAGCGCUCUUUCUUCGGGACAGUCCCAUCCAACGCCAUCGUUCUGUCCUGCCCUGGGUAACCACAGUGCCCGGGCAGCUCUUCGAUUGGAUCUCAUUAGCCCCGAUCAUGCCAGACUUUCACCUGUGUCACUCAAGAGUCAUCUUGGAAAAGUUGAACGUGCCGAGUCGCCCCGUCGCCAGGCUUUGGUGACGCCCACAGAAAUGCGAUCACUGGGGAAAGAGUGCCGGAAGCAGAUCAGUACUAUUGAGCAGAGUUUGACUCCUAAGACCACGAGCAGGUUCUCAUCUGGAUGUGAAAUGUUUGCUGGGAACCAAAGUGUGCCAGAAUCCAUUCAAACCACAGUUGAAGGCAACCAGUUUUCAGGGCCACGUGAAAAUGCACCGUCUUCAGGUCAGACUGCAAUGACCGACUCUGUAACUCUGGACCGAAAGAAUUCUACAGAAAUGGACUCCACACAAGAUGUUACAGGUUUGUCUGCAGAGACAUUGAGCAUCCAGAUGUGUAAGGAGAUGGUGAAUGAACUGUGGCACACAAUCCAUAAAGCAACUAGCUUUUAUAGCAAGCUGUGCUCCAUCCCGGAGUUGUCCGAGCAGCAGGAGCAGAUGAAGAGCAUUUUGCAGGAUACGUUUGUGGGCGUACAGAGUGAUUUAAACGUCCUCUGUCCUCAGACUUGCCCCUCCACCCAGAGUGCCCGGCCCGUCCCAGAGGACUCGCCUGGCCGCCAGCUGAGGGAUGACCGGACCGUGGCCCUUCUGGAAAAAUACUCGGAGAUGCUCUUGCUGCGGAUGACGGAAAAAGGAGCAGAGGCUGCACUUGAGUGACCGCUCAUUGGAUCUUGUUUGGUUUUAAACCAUCCUAAUUGUACAGCUAUUGCGUUGUCACAAUUGUAUCGGCCAAAAUUAACUUUUAAAGGCAUAGAUGCACCUUUUAAACCUUAAUGUCUUACAUUGGUGUUAAGUUUUUUGCUAAUAAUAAAUAUGCAAAUGCAUAUUUGGAUUAUUGGACAUUUAUUUGGACAUUUGUAAACCGGUCUGGCUAAUUGUUUGUUGUUUGUCUUUAACUUUUUUUUUUAUACGAUCAGGGUUUUUCCUUUUUUCUGUCUUUGUACACUACAUUUCAAUACUUGAGUGUAUUUGGUUACAUACACUUAGAAGAUUUUAAAAACCGUAUCAAGGCAAACUCUUCAGGACAUCGUUUCCCCCUCUAAAUUAUCUUUCAUUUCUGUGAUAUUUCAUGUACACUUUUGAAACAGUAUUACUUUUGGAAUAUGAAAAGUUCAAUUAUAUAUGUGUAAUGAGUUUUGUGUUCAAAGUUGAGCUUUUUUAGUUUUACAUCAUUUCACAACCACGCAGACCACGAGGUGUUGCAUUGUCAUGUUGACUGUUCCUCAAAAUAGCGAUGUAUAGACAUUUUUGCAAGUGUCAGGCUGUGACUCACUAUUUGCAAGCCACUGGUGUGCUAUUUAUGCUAUGUUGUGCGUUUUUUUUUUCUCUCCCCACUUGAAAAUGUAUAGUUUUUAGGAAGACUGUGUAAAUGUUUUAAUCUGCUAUUUGCUUUUGCAUUUUAAUAUUAAACAUUAAAAUAUUAUUUCUUUUGAUUUUGUAAUACAAUCAAGAAAAGGUUCACAAUUUCACUUUUUUUUGUUUUGGACAGUAAGUGGAAAUUCUGAAUUCAUUUCACAACUUUUAAGUUACUACAAUAUGGCAUGAGGGUGAGUUUUAGAGAGAGAGAAUUAUUCCUGUAAUUGGCUACAAUUUCAUGUUAUGCUUCCACUAGACUUGCAAACUAUUCAGGUGGGAUAUCUAACACAUAGUUGCAUGUAAUGUACUGUACGCAUCAUGGACGUUGGAAUUUAAUGUAUUAACCAAUAUUUUUCUUAACUAGACUAAUUGACAUUUAGCCCUCGCACAUAUGCGAAUGAGAAACUGUCACUGAACAGACAGUGAACCACAGUUUUAGUGGUAAACACGUCAGUUAUGCACAAAUGCACGAGUUGUCAUUGCCGAAUAGCGAUAAAUGAGAAACCCAGAUUUAGGAGAGUGUUCGCGUUUUUUUGCAGCUGUAGGCCCUAAUGGGGCCGUUCACACCGAACGAGCAAAAAAGCUAGACAGCAACGAACGCAGGUGUCUCAAGUUUAACAGUUCAUAUAGAUUUGACUGCACUGGGUGGCAAGUGACACUAGCAAAUAACUUUCCUAAGCACACAAGUUAUCCGCCUGCAAGGGACGCUUCGCGCCUCAGGAAGCGGAAUCCCACUUGAGGUGCGUUCAAAUCCAAGACGCUUUUUUUGUCUAAUUGAAAAUAAAUGUAUAGUAAAAGUAUAAUUUAAGUGAAUUAAUUUAAAGGAUUGUUUUGUGACAUACAAAUCGAAUUGUGUCUAUAAAAUAAUUAAAAAUUAUCCGUAAAGAGUAACCAUAAUCGACUAUGAUAUGUCUAUUCUGACCAGCGCUGAGAAACGUUAGUUACCACGUGAAAGCAAGGUAGGCUAUGCUGCGGUGGUCUGCACAAUUAUUUCAAAAUUAAUAAUGCUACUUUAAGUAUUAUUACUCUUAAGAAACUUUAAUAUGUACUGAGAUGAAAAUUGAACAUUAGAACUUAUAAAAAUAGUUGUAUUAUUUCUAAUCCAAUCGCAGACAACGUCCGGGUCUAGCCAAUCCACGCCCAUUUUAAAUUCAGUUUUUUUCAUGCAAUAGCCCUUUCCACUCAUUUAAUAUCUUUGUUUGAGAUUUUAUCACAGAUUUGUCAUGUUUACUCAUCAGCUGCAGCAGCAGGCGUGUCUUUCCAUGUGUUAACAGCCACUGAAGUAUGGAAAGCCAUUCAGUUAAAUAAUAUGUGACUUCUUACACAUAGACAACACGUUGACAACACGACGUGUCGUGUCUCAGCAUGCACAGCUGCACCACAACUCACUUUGUGCUGCUUUCCUGUGCACUUCAUUGUGAAAUAAUGCUUCUCAACAACUUCUCUGGGUGAUGUAAUGUGUAAUAAUGAAGGCCUCUUUUAAACUUCUUUUGUUGGGUAGCUGCAGCUGCUCAUUGUUCUAAAGAUGUUCUAAAGGAAUGUGUUUCUUGUCUCUACUCUCACGUUUCACAUGUAGCUCAAACAUGUAUGUCACCCCCAUAUAAGGUAAAUAACUUUUUCACUGGUGGGGGUCCAGUGGAAUGUGGUUUUUGUGGACCAUAUAACAGAAUGCUGAACAAUAAACUUGGAAGAAGGAUUUG
Messenger RNA from Xyrauchen texanus (razorback sucker), 7351 nucleotides. It is a transcript of the gene wdr62, whose product is annotated as WD repeat domain 62. The transcript has 32 exons. Lineage: Eukaryota; Metazoa; Chordata; Actinopteri; Cypriniformes; Catostomidae. Bases 318 to 4952 code for a protein of 1544 amino acids. The record is from RefSeq and is a predicted model, not a curated record. Gene Ontology annotation, molecular function: protein binding.